This is a messenger RNA of Mucor velutinosus, 2295 nucleotides long. RefSeq lists its product as uncharacterized. Gene Ontology annotation, molecular function: trehalose-phosphatase activity. Gene Ontology annotation, cellular component: alpha,alpha-trehalose-phosphate synthase complex (UDP-forming); cytosol. The transcript has 7 exons. The record is from RefSeq and is a predicted model, not a curated record. Gene Ontology annotation, biological process: trehalose biosynthetic process. NCBI's taxonomy places the organism in Eukaryota, Fungi, Mucoromycota, Mucoromycetes, Mucorales, Mucoraceae. Bases 1 to 2295 code for a protein of 764 amino acids.
AUGACAGCAAGUGGCAUUAAGAAAAUCAUUCAUUGCGUAUGUCCAUUGAGUACGGAUGGCAUUCCCAUCCCAUUCUCAACAUACGCAUCGGACGAUAGGCUACCAUCUUCACCACCUACAACGCCAAAUCACUUCUCAGCCAAGACACAGACAGUACCAUUAAAUGUAUAUUCACCAUCAAAAGAGCUGUUUAAUGUGCGCUCCAGAGCAUCGUGGUACAUGAUUCACGCAGCUGCCUCGCUAUCACUUGCUGGAUACGAACAAUCCAUCUGCAUCGACUCUCGGCCUUCUAAGCAUGCUUCCGUUGAUAAAGAUCUAUACGCAUUUGUCGUGAAUGUGCUUGACCCAUUAUUUCAAGUGUCGCCUGCGUCGCCAUCAAACUGUGAUAAAACCAUGGCCGGCAUGUGGAAGAAUUAUAGCAGUGUCAACAUGGCCUAUGCAGAGGCUGUAGCAGCUAGGUAUCAUACAGGCGAUAUAGUUUGGAUUCAUGAUUAUCAAUUGCUUAUGGUGCCUCACUAUCUUGGCCAAAUCUUGCCAAAUGCCAAAAUUGGCAUGUCCAUCUACGCUAAUUUUCCCUAUUGUGAGCAUCUUGCAGCUAUUUACGAAUGCAAAUCCAUGCUGGAAUCCAUUUUACUAGCAGAUCACAUUGGUUUUCAGACCAAACUAGAUACCCGCCAUUUCGCUACAGCAUGCACCAGACUCUUACACAUGGAGUGUUCUUCCUCAUCCAAGCACGUAGGUGUAUUUCCUAGUGGUGUUGACAAUCGAUUACUUCUCAAAUCUUCUGUUUUGGAGCGUGCAAAGGAGAUCAGAGAUCUCUUUCCCCACAAACAAAUUAUCUUUUGCCGCGAUACACAUGUGGCAAAUGUGAUUAGAACAUUAGCUGCAUUCUCCCAGCUAUUCUCCAAAGACCGUUAUUUGAUGAAUCACCUCGUUCUCAUUCAUCUGUGUUCUACUCGUGUCCCCGCAAGUGAUUUGAAAGCCAUUCCUGAAAUCGUGCGCCAGAUCAAUCAGCUGUACGGCAAUACUGAUUUUGUGCCUGUUCAUUUCUAUCAUCAAGAACUAGAUAGAGAGGAGCGAGAAGCAUUGAUGGCUGCUGCUGAUCUGGGCCUCUUUUUGGGCUCCCAUUCCUCCACACUGACCUCUGCCAGGGAAUUUGUUUUAUCUCAGCAUGAACGCCAUGCUCCACUCAUUAUGUCUAAAGAUUCAUCGCUCGUCAUACCAAAUGGCAUUAUCACUGCUGUCGAGGACCCAUCCGACAUACCCGCUUUAGUCACUGCUCUUCACGAUACACUGACCAUGCGUUCCAUUGAUUCUGAAAAGCGUUAUGAAUCAUUGUACCGAUUUGUGCUUGAGAAUGACGCUACCACUUGCGCGCAUCGCUUUAUUCAAACUCUGGUGGAUCAUGAAACUCUUCCUCUGUAUACCCAGCAGCUUAUUGAAGCCUAUGAAGCUGCUUCUGGAAAGAAACUUGUUAUUAUCUGUGAUAGCGACAACCUGACCACGCCAGCUGAAGAUGUCGAGUCGGCAAAUCCCGCUGUCCAGAAGCUUUUGCCUUAUAUUGAGACCCUCAGUCAGGACACCAUGAACUCUGUAUACGUUGUAUCUGGAAAAACAGAAGCAGAGCUUGAUUUAUGGUCAAAAGAAAAUCCUCACUCCUUUGGUCUUAGUGCAGAGUAUGGUGCAUUUGUUCGACAGCCAUCUGAUGCUUCAUGGAAAACUACAUCUAUCUCAUUCACGACAGACAAGAAAUUUACAGACUGGAAAAAAUUGAUCAUCAAACUAUUCCAAAAAUACGUUCAGAAACUGUUGGGCUCUUGUAUCGUUGAUAUCAAAACCAUGAUUACUCUUGAUUUCAGCAAAUCAUUCAAUUCUGACAGAGUGUCGUACUACUCAAAAAUAUGCAAUGAAGAGCUAGUGAAUUUGGUCAACAUCGCAGCUACACAUGGCCAACAACUAAAGAUAUUCAAGUCAAAAGCUAGAAUUCAAGUGCAAAAAUGUUCUUCCUUUUAUUCUUCGGGAGGCUAUUCCACUUUAAUUGAAACUUUGCUUGAAACAAUACGACCCAACUUUGUGCUAUGUAUAGGUAAUGCCAACGACCAGGAUAGUCCUAUGGCAUUAUGCGAGGAAUCCAUGUUCUCGACCUUGUAUGGUCAUGGAAUUGACCGAGACCAUCUAUACACUGUCUCCAUGACACUCAAGAAAUGCACCAUGGCUAAUUGGCAAUUGAAGGAUCCGAAAAACAUGGUUGAAUUAUUUAAGCAGCUUGCUGAAAUGAAAACGAAACAAGUUUAA